This is a messenger RNA of Thyridium curvatum, 4542 nucleotides long. RefSeq lists its product as uncharacterized. Gene Ontology annotation, cellular component: nuclear pore. The record is from RefSeq and is a predicted model, not a curated record. The transcript is spliced from 2 exons. NCBI's taxonomy places the organism in Eukaryota, Fungi, Ascomycota, Sordariomycetes, Thyridiales, Thyridiaceae. Gene Ontology annotation, biological process: RNA export from nucleus; protein import into nucleus. Gene Ontology annotation, molecular function: protein binding; structural constituent of nuclear pore. Bases 1 to 4542 code for a protein of 1513 amino acids.
AUGGCCUUCAGCUUUGGCAACUCAGGCGCUGCCAUGACAGGUAGCGCCGGCGGGGCAGGAGGACUGGUCGAAGGAGAGCCACUCGAGCUCAUUCAGACAGAGGUAGGCUUCGGUCGAUUUCUCGCCGAUGUCAUCGUGUUCCUUGAGCUAAUUGAUGACCAGGGUCUCGGCUUUCUGUCCCUCGCGGGAGACGCAAAAGUCCAGCUGACUUCGAAAUGGACCGACCUCCCUGCACCAACCGCAUCCCUCAUCUCCAUUGCAUCGCGGAAAGGCCUUGUGGCCGCAGCCGGCCCAGAUGCCGUUCACGUUGCUACGACCGAGUCUGUGCGCAAGGCAUUUGAGAGCCCGAAGGAAGGCGACUCAGAGGUUCGCCAGCUUCAGCCACAAGUCAAGCUCCCAUUGCCCAUGCGGCUGUCGCAAGUCGCCUUUUCGGCCGAUGAACAAUAUCUCAUACUCUCCGCCGAGACCGGUGGGGGUCUGGCCGUCUACAAUGUCGAUUCACUAUCUGGUGGCUCGACCCAACCGGCCUUUGAGCUCUCUACGAAUGGCGAGACGCUACGAGCCCUCGCCCCGAACCCAAUGCCCAAGACUUCCGACCUGUGCGCGAUUGUGACGAACAAUGGUAAUCUGUUGAUGGUUCACCUUGGCGAGCGCAAAGAAUCUGCGCUCAAGAGCCAAGUCAGCUGUGUCACUUGGAGCAACAAGGGUACUCAAAUCGUGGCCGGUAUGGCAGACGGCACUGUGGUACAAAUGAAGCCGGACGGCCAGGAGCAAGGGCAGAUUCCAAAGCCUCCUCAACUGGGCGACUAUCAUGUUGCUUCCAUUACUUGGCUGACUAACACUGUCUGGCUGCUUGUCCAUAACCCUACCAACAGCGAGGGCAAGUCUGCAUAUCACAUCGCCACCAAGCAACAAGACGGGUCCUUCGUUUUCCAGAGCCUGCAGGAUCCUGUUGACCCGUAUGGAGACAAAACCCCUCACCACUCGAUCUUGAGGCUGCGCGAUUUCCCGCCCAAUCUACAAGAUCUGCUCAUUGUCUCAUCGACGGCCGUUGAGAACAUCGGUCUUAUCACCAAGUCAAAGACCCCUCUCACUAGCAGUGCGCCGGCGGAGAAGGUCGCCGGCGUCUUCACUACCACUGAACUUGCCGAUGAUUCCAAACGAGCUCAGGUUCCCAUGGCUGAGGAUUACAGUGAGACCUUCCCCAUUGGCGCUGCCCUGGACCUAUCUGCCAAAGACAAGGUCUACAAGCCUAUUCCUACCGACGAGAUCGACGAGUCUCCGGGCCCUCUCCCCGGACUGUGGGUAUUGAACAACGAAGGUGUGCUAGCCUCUUGGUGGAUCGUCUAUAAUGAGUCUAUCCGGGAAGGGACGACGUAUCCUGGUCUUGCUGCAGUGCAGGACUCUGCAGCAUCACAACCCACGUCUGCUUCUACUCCGGUGGCACCCACAGCAUUCGGCUCGGCGGCAUCUCCUCAGACUGGUGCUUUUGGAGCCAAAGCUGCAGCAUCGCCCUUUGGCUCGGCCCCAUUCGGUACAGGUGCUGGUACCUCGAGCCCUGCCCCCGCCUUCGGCUCAAACUCCUUGGGUAGUGCACCAGCUGCCAGCGGACCAAAAUUCGGAGCUCCGUCCUUUGGAGCGCCAUCCUUUGGUACGCCUUCUAUGGGCGCGAAGCCCGCAGCACCAGCUUUCGGCCAGUCAUCUGUCAUGGGUAUGGGUGGUCAGAAGACAUCCCCAUGGGGAUCUGGCUCGCCUUCAACAGCAACGCCUGCUUUUGGUCAGCCGAGCUUCGGCAGUAGCGGUGCCGCUCCCGCAAACCCUUUUGCAAGUGCUUCAUCGUCCUCUCCUUCGGGCGGCGGCGGCGGUUUCGCUGGCUUUGCGAACAAGGGUGGUUUCGGAUCGUUGGGAUCUUCCACUACCGGAAGUAGUGUAUUUGGCCCCGGUAAGCCUGCGGGCUCGUUUGGCUCCAGCACAUCAAUGGAUGCUCAAACAUCCUUCCCACCGCCCGCAUCCAAGCCCGAUGCGAAGCCUGCUUUCGGCUCAACGCCGUUUGUCCUCGGCACUACCUUCAAGGCAGACAAAGCGUCUGCUGAAGACAACGAACCGCAAAAGCCCAGCGGCGGAUCCAUGUUCGGCUCCGGAUUCCUUUCUCUGGGAGAGACGGCCAAAACUCCUGAUGCUGUCGAGUCCAAGGACGAAGACAUGGAUGCCACGACCCCAGUCGCCACAGAGCCGUCAAAGCCAAAAUCCAUCUUUGAGUCUACUACCCCUACAACUACUCCAGCACCGUCGAAAUUCUUUGGCGGCGCGACAACUACAACCUCACAGGCCUCCUCUGGCGGCAUAUUUGGCAACCAGUCGAAGCCACAAGGAUCCGGAAGCAUCUUUGGCACCCAAACCAAGCCAUCAGCUUCUGGUAGUAUCUUUGGUCAGCCCAAGCAGAAUCCUUUCGCUAGCACCGCCAGCAUCUUCGGCAGUCCCAAACCGGCCGAGUCCGAGCAAUCGUCCUCGGCUACUGAGACGCCGAAGAUCAAAGUGGAGGAAUCCAGCCAAGAGCCGCUUCCGCCAGACACUACCAGCAAGGCGACUUAUCCUCUUGGAGAGUCUUCUUCAUCGUCCGCGGCUUCUGGUAUUUCCCCGAACGUUUUUGCCAAGACACCCGUCAAGGCUGUUGCCGAGCCACCAUUGCCCCCCGACCCAACCCCUGUCCAGCGCAAGGCCCCUGAGGCUCCUGUCCCUGCCAACAAACCCUUACCGUCCGUCGAAGAUGUUCCCUUGCCAGCUGAUUCAGCACCCAAGGCGACUACGUCCAAGCCCGAGCCUGCCAGAUUCCCUCCCGAUUUCACAUCAAAACCCUUGGCCAAGACUGGACCCGAGAGCGUGCCGAUCAACCCCUUUUUCGCCGCAGCCAAUGCUGACGCAGAGCAGAUCCCCAGUAGUCCUGAGGAAGAGCUUUCCGAGGAGGGAGAGGUGGACGAGGAUGACGAAGAGCAAAGCUUUGACGAGGAGGAGGAGGAAGAGGUCUCAGAAGGUGACGAAGAAGAGGGUGAAGAAGAGGGCGGUGAGUCGGAGGCCGGCACAGAAGGCAGCGGAGUGGACGUGGCUCAGGAUCUAAGCCCUACGACAACCACCGACUUCGGUACAACCCCAGGCUUUACACCUCAGAGCUCUUUCGCCGGCGUGAGCGGCAGUCUUUUCUCGAAUGCCUCUCAAGCAAACAAGCCACAAAGCAAUCGUCUCUUCGGCGAAGUCUCGCAGAACGCACCUGUCUUCCAGCCGCCGGUGACUAGUCCUAGAUCGCCUAGCCCCGUGCGAGCUCCGGGACAGUUUGCAGGCAGGCUCAGUGCUCGAUUGCCAGAGGCCUCGCGCUCGGUUAGUGCACCGCACAUGGCGUCGAAUAUCUUGGGGGCCAGACCAGCGCCAUCAGCUAGUGUGUCGAGGCUGGGCCGCGCAACACCUGUAGAGGAUGUCAACGUGCAAGAGCAACGAAGAAUCCAGAAGAAGCAGACUGAGGAGGCCCGGAACCUUAUCGACGACGACUACGAGCUUCUGGAAGAUGAACUUGCGCAGCCGAUCGAGCCGACCUUGCAGCUGGCCGAGUUCGUAUAUAAGCUGGGCGAUACGCCACAGUCCGGACCUUCAAUUGCCGAUCAGGCCGAGGCCGUGUACCGGGAUGUCAACCGGAUGAUUCAGUGUCUGGCUGUCAACGCUCGUCACUUGAAAGAGUUCAUCGCUGCUCACAAUGGACAAGUUGAAGACCACAAGAGCCCCAAGGAUGUCAAUGAUCUUGAGAGCGAGGAGGGCUGGAUCUUGUGCGACAUUGCAGACUGCCAGGAUAUCAUCGACAAACAGCUCACCAAGCAGCUCGAGGACGCCCGCGUCAAGGAUGUCGACGACAUGCUCGACUCGUGCCAGGAGCUAGCCAAAGAGCUGGCGCGCCUGCGAGUCAAAGAGAACGACGUUAAGAAGGUCGUGACAGCUCGGGCGGACCCUUCACUGCUCGCGGCGACGCGCUCGCAGCCCCUCAGCGCCGAGCAGGCCGCGCAGCAGAACGACCUGCGGCGCGGCUUCACCGCCUUCGCGAAGCUGCUCGCCGAGGCCGAGCAGUCCCUCACCAUGCUCAAGACCAAGAUCGUCGCGGCGGGCGGAGGCAAGACGGGAGCCGCGGCGCCGACGGUCGACGCCGUCAUGCGCACCAUCACCAAGAUGACGUCGAUGGUGGAGAAGCGCAGCGGCGACAUCGACGUGCUCGAGGCGCAGAUGCGCAAGCUCGGCCUGCACGGCGGCAGCCGCGAGGGCACGCCGCUGAGCACGCCGCAGAAGCGGGCGUCGGUCUUCUCGCCGGCGCUGACGUCGUCGGUCGGCUCUGUCGGCGGUGGUGGCAGGGCGGGCACGCCCUCGCGCAAGAAGGUCACCAUGUACAACGAGGAGGAGAAGCGCGCGAUCCGGGAGAAGUUUGCCAAGCGCGACGGCGUCAAGAACCGGCUGCGGGCGGCGCUGCAGCAGGCUGGACCCAACGUGUGGACUAUGGACGAUGAGUGA